UUUGAUCUGGCUGGGCGAAAACUUCUCUAGCAGUAUCUCUUUAAAUCGCAACUGCACCUGGAAUAGUCACACUAAUGAGGCAUGGCCAUGGCUGUGGCCUCACCGUUACCGCCACCGCCACCGCCUGCAGAAAAAUUCUCCUAAGCCGCUUUGCAUUUCGCAAGCUCCGCCAGCCGCCCCCCACAAGAAGACUUGUUUCUUCUGUUCAGCCACGCCACCACUGCUAUCGUGCAGCAACUGCUGCUUCUUCCGCCGGCGCGGUUGAGCAAGAGGUUCAACUGAUCAGAAGCCCGGAACUCGUGGCACAGGAGUACGUUGACCUUAGUCUCGCCGACAAGUUUUCCGAGGAGUUGGGUCAUGUUCGAAUUCGGCAGCAUGUUAACCCUUUGCGCUCUACUUUCAUGGUGCCUGCUGAAGUGCCUGAUUGGAAUGAGGUAUACAAAGAUCCCACAUUGCCAUUGAUGGUGGAUAUAGGAUGUGGUAGUGGCAGAUUUCUCAUGUGGCUCGCCAAAAGAAAUCCUAGUUCCAAGAAUUAUCUUGGAUUGGAAAUAAGGCGGAAAUUGGCUGAACGAGCAAAUUAUUGGGCAAAUGACCUGGCUCUUAAUAAUGUACAUUUUGUCUUUGCAAAUGCGACUGUGUCAUUCAAACAACUAAUAUCAGCAUACCCUGGGCCGUUCAUGUUGGUAUCAAUCUUGUGCCCUGACCCACAUUUUAAGAAGAAGUAUCAUAAAAGGAGGGUUGUACAGAAGCCUUUGGUGGAGUCCAUUGUGGAUAUUUUAGCACCAGGAGGGCAGGUUUUUAUUCAAUCGGAUGUGCUAGAAUUGGCAAUAGACAUGAGAGAUCAAUUUGAUGCAAAGUCGAAUAAGCUUAUACAUGUUGACAAGAUCGACCCCAAUUUGUCAUGUGACACUGAGGGAUGGUUGAUAAGUAAUCCAAUGGGUAUAAGAACAGAGAGAGAGAUCCAUGCAGAAUUUGAAGGUGCUAGAAUAUACAGGAGGAUGUAUAAAAAAUGCGUCCAACUUUCUAUGCCAAGUGCCACAGAUCAGGAAUCACAGUUGGUAAUUUUUUAAGCCCGAAUUUUGGUAUCAGGGCUUCUCUGAGAAUCCUGGCCUGGUACCUGCUGCUUCUAUUUAAUCCUGAACAGACUCUCCGGUCUGUUUUGCUGUACCCCUUCGGAGUACUUUCAGUGGACACAGAUCAGCUGCUUGAAAUUGAACGUGAGGCAUUGGACCCCAUUGCAAGAGAAUGUGGCCUAAGUAUAUUCAUCAGCUCCUCUGCGUUGGUUAGCCAUUGCAUCCUUGAGAAGGAAAGAAGCUCGCUUUAGUGCUGCAGUGGUUGCUGGAUCCCUGGUAGCCACUCUCGAGAGUAUGAAGGGGAGCUGUUCCGUCUACACGCAGAUUCACUGGCUUUGGAAGCAGAAGGUUUCGAGUUUUAAUACCUUUCAAGUCUCAACUCCUUGCAAGGAAUCAAUUAGGCCACCAUAAAUACUUGAAAAACGAAAAGAAGAGCAAACCCAAACGGAGCUGUCACACUCCUUUGUCCCGCCUUCCUCUCUUCCUCGUGUAACCACGUAUGAUAAACCGGCAUUGAAGCAACCGCGUUCGAAAACAAACAAGAUAAACAUCGCGUGUGCAAACAGCCAUGGCCCAAAGCAUAACCAAUUCUUUUAUGGCAACAAUAAAUAUUUGGUAAAGCUACUUCUACUACUUUUUUUCUCUCAAAUUUCAAUCAAUCCAUUUCCUACCAAGUUGCCGAAUCAGUUAGUCUGUGAGUGUGCUUAACAAUCCAAGGUUAAUAACAAUGGGAGACAAUGAUGAUAAUCGGGACAAAGGGUUAUUUUCACAUCUUGCUGGAUAUGCUGCUGGACACUAUCCACGGCCACAUGGGGCAUACCCUUAUCCUCCUCCUCCUGGUGCAUAUCCUCCUGCAAGUUAUCCUCCUCCUGGCGGAUAUCCACCAUCUGGGUAUCCUCCGCCUGGUGGAUAUCCUCCUUCUG
This is a messenger RNA of Coffea arabica (coffee), 1996 nucleotides long. NCBI's taxonomy places the organism in Eukaryota, Viridiplantae, Streptophyta, Magnoliopsida, Gentianales, Rubiaceae. The record is from RefSeq and is a predicted model, not a curated record.